Messenger RNA from Fusarium vanettenii 77-13-4, 2082 nucleotides. RefSeq lists its product as uncharacterized. NCBI's taxonomy places the organism in Eukaryota, Fungi, Ascomycota, Sordariomycetes, Hypocreales, Nectriaceae. The record is from RefSeq and is a predicted model, not a curated record. The transcript has 2 exons. The coding region runs from base 1 to 2082 and encodes 693 amino acids.
AUGACAACCAGAGGCUGUGCACUUUGCGAGUUAAUUGCCAAGGCUAUACAGUCAUACCUUGAAAUUUCUGGCAAGAGUGACGAGGUCAGACGGGCUCAGACUUCGGCAUACAUACAAUUACAUCAGAAACACGGCCAUCGCAUGGUUGUAUUGGGUUUCAAACCCGCUGGUCGAAGAUUUGUCCAUAUCGGACUGGCCAAUACUCGAAGAUCGACUCCCUCAGAAUGCAUCAUUCAAAAUUUAGUCAACUGGGACCGAACACAAGGAUGGCUCAACCACUGCAUCCAGGAACACCGCUGCAAAAGAUCUGAGCACUCAGCUGUGCCGGAAGGAUUCCGACUUAUUGAUGUGGAUAAUCGAUGCGUUACAUCUGAGUUUGGACAACAGGUGAAACUCGGAGUCGACAUCAAUUUUGUUGCCCUCAGUUACGUUUGGGGGGGAAGCAAUGUCUCUCGAGAUAAUGCACUAUUGAAGUCCAACAAGUCCGAGUUCGAAGCAGCUGGUGGCCUGAAGAAAGGUAAGGUGCCGCAAGCUAUUGAGGACGCCAUCACGAUAUGCAAGCGGCUGAAGCAGCGCUACCUCUGGGUAGACCGAUUCUGCAUCAUCCAGAACAACGAAGAUGGAGGAGAGAAACAGCGGCAAAUCAACGCAAUGGGCGAAAUCUAUUCUUCAGCCGAAUUUACCAUUAUUCAUGCAAGCGGGGAGAGUAUACAUUGCCCGAUCCUAGGCGUUUCUAAGGAACGCAAGGUCCUCCAAUCCAAGAAACUAGUCUUCACGUCUUUCGAAGUUUGGUUCGAAUGCAAUGACCCAGACGAUCCAUGUCGACGAGAGGACCAGUUCUCAGCUUGGGUGGAGAGCGAGAAUGGCGGAUAUAAAGAAAGAAUCGCACAAUUCCGUAUAAACCUCUUCUCUCGCUGGGAUAAAUUUGCUUUCACGAACUUUGUCCGCCACCUGGAGUCAUACACAGCACGAUCUCUCACAAACCAAGCUGAUAUAUUGAACGCCUUCACGGGUGUCCUGGCGUCUGUCUAUCAAGGCGAAAGGUGCUUUCAUGGACUGCCCGAGGCUGAUUUUGACCAAGCCCUGCUUUGGUACUGUAAGGAUAACGACAGACCGACGCGAUCCGGCGAAGAUUGCCCCUCCUGGUCAUGGACCUCAGUUAGUGAGGAAGUCACUGGUCCAGUGAUCAAUUCCUUCGCCGGAUUCGUAGGAACACUCGUUUGGUGGGCUUAUCGGGAUCCGGAGACAGGCCUCAGGGCUAUCAAAGCAUGCAACAGCCUUCAGCCAAGACCAGAACCAAUAAAUAGGUCGAUUCCUUCACGGAGUGCGCGUUCCGGGCAACAGCAGACGGUGCAGACGCCGGACUAUAGUCCACAAAUUCACCUCCUUCUUGCAUGGUGGAAAGGUUGCAUUGAGGCCCCUGUUCCGGACGAUCUGGAUCAGCAGCUUGAGAAUUACUCCGAAGAGUCAUAUUCAGGCAUUGCAGACCGGUGGCCAAGUCUUGAGAAAGUCUGGGACGAUAUCAGAAGUGCCCGAAACGCCGGGCCAGAAGAGUUCAUAGAUUUCAGCAUUGGCCUCAGAAAAGAAGACCAACCACUGAUUGAUCAGCUACCUAGCCGUGCCCUGUUGACUCGCACACAAACGGCUCGAUUCACGGUUUCAAGAAAACAGGAUGACCGUUCUUCUCGCGAUCUAUCCAUUGUGGAUGCAGAUGGCAAGCGUAUAGGAAAGAUUGAGGGCCAGGAUGGGAGCGUGACUGGUCUCACGCUCACCGAGUCAAAAGAAUCACAGGAACUAUGUGAGUUUAUGGCCAUCUCUUUGUCACAGAACCGCGACAAGCCUGGCGGCGGCUGGAUGUUUCCUGGGCGUCUUGAUGAGGAAAGCAAGUUAUGUUCUAUGCAUAAUCGGCUGUUCCAUGGCUAUAGCAGGGUCAAGGACGGGUAUGGACAGCCGGUGGUGAAUGCCCUGCUGAUCGGUCGCACGGAGCAGCCAUGGCUUGCACACCGAAUUAGUGUUGGUUGGGUCUACCUUGCAGAUUGGUGCAAAGCACAGCGUGAGUUCAAAACGAUUGCUUUAGAGUAA